CGCCGGGCGGGGCUAUAUAAGGGGCAGCGGCGCGGCCCUUGAGCGGGCGGUGUGCCGGGUAGGCGGCGGCGGCGUCACUUCCGGGCUGUCAGCUGUAGGCGACGAGGAAGCUGAGGCGAUGGAGGCGGUGGUGCGGCGCUGCCCGUUCCUGGCCCGCGUCUCGCAGGCCUUCCUGCAGAAGGCCGGGCCCUCCCUGCUGCUCUACGCCCAGCACUGCCCCAAGAUGAUGGAGGCGGCACCCCCGACCGCCGCCCGAGGCCUAACCGGCUCCGCCGCCCGGGGGCAGCAGGCGGGGGAGACCCCCGCGGCCCAGCCGGAGGGCAAAAAUGCCAAAGAUGUGGCCCGGCAGAGUACAGAUGGAUCCCAGCCACCUGCUGGCCACCCGCCUGCUGCUGCUGGCCAUAGCUCUGCUAUGAAAUGCCCGUUCCUGGCAGCUCAGAUGAGCCACAAGAACAGCAACGUCUUCUGCAAAGCCAGCAUUGAACUUCAAGAGGAUGUGAAGGAAAUGCAGGCGGACAGGAAAGGUAAAGAAUUUGCCAAUGUAACAACUACUUCCCCAGUGAGGAACACUGAGACAGAGGGAGAAGAGCAGAGUGGCUUGCUCAAGAGGUUUAACGAUAUUAUGCUGAAGCAAAGACCUGAGAGCGUGUCUCAUCUGCUUCAGGAUAACUUGCCAAAAUCCGUAUCCACCUUCCAGUACGAUCAGUUCUUUGAGAGAAAGAUAGAUGAAAAGAAGAAAGAUCACACCUAUCGAGUAUUCAAAACAGUGAACCGAAAGGCACAGAUCUUUCCCAUGGCAGAUGACUACUCUGAUUCUCUGAUCACCAAGAAGGAGGUGUCUGUCUGGUGCAGCAACGAUUACCUGGGCAUGAGUCGUCAUCCCCGUGUGUGUGGAGCAGUUAUGGAUACACUGAAACAGCAUGGUGCUGGAGCAGGAGGCACAAGAAAUAUUUCGGGAACAAGCAAAUUUCAUGUUGAUUUGGAGAAAGAACUAGCUGAUCUUCAUGGGAAAGAUGCAGCACUGCUGUUCUCCUCCUGUUUUGUAGCCAAUGAUUCCACCCUCUUCACUCUAGCUAAAAUGCUGCCAGGCUGUGAGAUCUACUCUGAUUCUGGAAACCAUGCCUCCAUGAUCCAGGGGAUUCGGAACAGCAGGGUACCGAAACACAUAUUUCGCCAUAAUGAUGUCAGCCAUCUUCGAGAACUAUUGAAGAAGUCUGAUCCAUCUACCCCUAAAAUUGUUGCAUUUGAAACUGUGCACUCAAUGGAUGGUGCUGUCUGUCCUCUGGAAGAGCUGUGUGAUGUGGCCCACGAACAUGGAGCAAUCACUUUUGUGGAUGAAGUGCAUGCUGUGGGGCUGUAUGGAGCUCGAGGUGGCGGUAUCGGAGACCGGGAUGGAAUCAUGCACAAGAUGGACAUCAUCUCUGGAACGCUUGGCAAAGCAUUUGGUUGUGUAGGAGGAUACAUCUCCAGUACAAGUUCCCUGAUAGACACUGUUCGUUCAUAUGCUGCUGGCUUUAUCUUCACAACAUCCCUGCCACCCAUGCUCUUAGCUGGUGCCCUAGAAUCUGUCCGAACUCUGAAGAGUGCGGAGGGGCAAGUGCUGAGGCGCCAGCACCAACGCAAUGUGAAGCUUAUGAGACAAAUGUUGAUGGAUGCAGGGCUUCCUGUGGUGCACUGCCCAAGUCACAUCAUUCCAGUAAGGGUUGCAGAUGCUGCUAAAAAUACAGAGAUCUGUGACAGGCUAAUGAGCCAACACAGCAUCUAUGUCCAAGCAAUCAACUACCCCACAGUCCCCCGUGGAGAAGAGCUGCUACGUAUUGCCCCUACACCUCACCAUACCCCUCAGAUGAUGAGUUAUUUUCUUGAAAAACUGCUGGCUACAUGGAAGGAUGUUGGUCUGGAGCUGAAACCACACUCAUCAGCUGAAUGUAACUUCUGUAGAAGACCUCUACAUUUUGAAGCGAUGAGUGAACGGGAAAGAUCUUACUUCAGUGGAAUGAGCAAAUUAGUAUCUGUCAGUGCAUGAAAGUAAUGGUGUUAAUCUUACUCUCAUCUAGUUCUAGUACCCAGUCAGUAGCAUUUUUAAAUUGCUUAUAAGCAUUUUAAUCAUAGUUAAAGCACUAAGCUCUGAAAAUAAAUUUCUAGAGCCACUGUUUAGUUGUAUUUUUAUUUUUCAUAUUCAGCUUCCAUAAGAUGAAUUGUCAGUGGUUAAAAGGGCAUCCCUGGAAUAAAAAGUGAUCUCUGCUGACCUUCA
Molecule: messenger RNA, 2254 nt
Organism: Cygnus atratus (black swan)
Lineage: Eukaryota; Metazoa; Chordata; Aves; Anseriformes; Anatidae
Gene: ALAS1
Product: 5'-aminolevulinate synthase 1
Exons: 10
Coding region: 119-2026 (635 amino acids)
Biological process (GO): erythrocyte development; heme biosynthetic process; hemoglobin biosynthetic process
Cellular component (GO): mitochondrion; mitochondrial matrix
Molecular function (GO): pyridoxal phosphate binding; 5-aminolevulinate synthase activity
Source: RefSeq, a predicted model, not a curated record